Messenger RNA from Prunus dulcis (almond), 759 nucleotides. RefSeq lists its product as uncharacterized. The coding region runs from base 1 to 534 and encodes 177 amino acids. The transcript is spliced from 2 exons. The record is from RefSeq and is a predicted model, not a curated record. Lineage: Eukaryota; Viridiplantae; Streptophyta; Magnoliopsida; Rosales; Rosaceae. Gene Ontology annotation, molecular function: nucleic acid binding; RNA-DNA hybrid ribonuclease activity.
AUGAAAAAAUUUAGUACUAGUCCAAUUAAACAUACACCAAACGCAGUACAAGUAUUAUCCACGAAAGGGAAUUGGCAAAGCAAUGCUAGAAAAGCUGGUGUUGGAGUGGUAAUUCGAAAUUCAACUGGGGAGUUUCUAGGCGGCUUGGCUGCAUCACCGGUGGGUCACUCUGCUCUUGAGGUGGAGGCAGAAGCAGCAGUCAUGGGGCUGGAGUUUGCGGCCAAUCUUGGCUAUAAUGAUGUCUACUUGGAAACUGACUCAAAGACCCUUGUGGACGGGAUCAAGGGGGAUAUAAGGAACCGUGCCUGGACUAUCAGGCCUUCUAUUGAGGUUAUCUGGCUUAGAGCCGAUCAGUUCAAAAGAGUUUUUUGGCGUUGGGUUCAGAGGAGUUCAAAUCGAGCAGCUCGUGAGGCUGCAACGAUAGGUUGUCGAGCAGUGGAGCUGUGUUACUCAACCACCGUUGUCUCUCAUACAUGUUUUGGUGUCUCAUGGUCUUCCAGUUGUCUUUUGGCUUGGAAUCUAAUGCAUGGUUGACGAAAAAAAAAUUUAUGACAGGCCAAGCGAAUCCAAGACAGUCUCAAUAUUUAAUGCAGUUCAUAACAGUCUAUCAUACCAAACGGCCCCUAGAGGUUAAUGCCCCACAUUCUAACAUAGCUAUAAUGCCACUUUUUUGUUUUUACAUUUUUCUUUUGGUUCCUUUUUAUGUAAGUCAUUGCAUUUGAGAUCCAUUAGCUUUAUAUAAUAAGAUUAGUAAAUGAA